UCCGCUUUUUGUUAAAAUAAUAUUAUAUGUCAUCAAAUAUGACCAUUCAAAUGUUUAUCUGAAUCAGUGCAUACCGGAAUCAACAAAUAACCGACUUGUUGACAUUUGUCGCGUAUAAUGUCCUUGGCAAACGUAGAGCACCUGUUUACCUUUAUAAUUAUUACGCAGUUUUAACAACUAUAUAUUUUUUUCGUGUAAUUUAACUAAUACAAUCAUCAGAAUUCGACAAGACUAGCAGUAAUUUUGCUGGUAAGCAUCAACCCAUCAAAUGCAACACAAAAACAGGAGAAAUUCUAUGGUCGAGAAGUUAUGCUUGCUGACCGAGAAUCAGUGGAAGAAUAUUCUGAUAUUCUAUUCCAAAAUGCCUAUACAGAAGACAUUGCAUUCCUUGUUGUUGGAGAUCCUUUUGGUGCAACGACCCAUGCUGAUCUGAUGUUAAGGGCCAGAGAAGAAGGGAUUCCAACUCGUGUUAUCCACAAUGCCUCUAUAAUGAAUGCUGUCGGUUGUUGUGGUCUGCAGCUCUACAAGUUUGGAGAGACUGUAUCAAUCUGUUUUUGGACUGAUACAUGGCAACCGGAUAGUUUUUAUGACAAAAUAGCGUCUAACCGAGAGAAAGGGAUGCAUACUCUGUGUCUGUUGGAUAUCAAAAUUAAAGAACAAAGUAUUGAAAAUCUUAUGCGAGGUCGGAAAGUGUACGAAGCACCACGAUUCAUGACCAUAGCACAGGCAGCUCACCAACUUCUGACAAUCGUCAGUAAAAUGCAAAGCACUAAUCAACAUGAAACGGUAAUUGGACUGCGGCCAUGCUGCAGCACCACCGUCAAGGGUUUUAGUCAAUCAUAUCGACCUCACCACUUUCUCUGGUAUUUAUUUUAUCAUCCUUGGAGGAGGAGGAAAGACAAAGUCCAUCCAAGCAUAAAGGGCCGUACCCACUCCAUAAAGGGAUGUAACCAGAAUAUGAAGGGAUAUAACAAGAAUAUAAAGGGAUAUAACCAGAAUAUAAAGGGAUGUAACCAAAUACCACAAGCAUUUACGAAAGAUACAAUUUGUGUUGGCCUCACCAAAGUUGGAUCUGACGAACAGAAAAUCCUUGUGGCACCAUUAGAGCGGUUAGCAGAAACAGAUAUGGGCCCACCACUCCAUUCCCUUGUGAUUCCUGGCAAUAUGCACCCUAUGGAAAUCGCCAUGUUGAGAAGUUUUGUUUUAGAUUCUACAACUGAAUCCAAAUUGCAAGAAAUGGAAACAUUUUGCUAAAGAAACGGAAUCAGUGACAACCUACCUACCACUUUGCUUUCUUUCAUUGUUUAUGUUUGUUUCAUUAUGAAAUAAAUAUCUAUGACAUAUA
Octopus bimaculoides (California two-spot octopus) is the source of this 1345-nucleotide messenger RNA. Its product is annotated as diphthine methyl ester synthase. Gene Ontology annotation, biological process: protein histidyl modification to diphthamide. Gene Ontology annotation, molecular function: diphthine synthase activity. The record is from RefSeq and is a predicted model, not a curated record. NCBI's taxonomy places the organism in Eukaryota, Metazoa, Mollusca, Cephalopoda, Octopoda, Octopodidae.